AUGUUCCUCCUGCCGAGUACCGUUAUUGCUCUCUAUGUUACGAAGUCGCCCAUCUCCUCGGCAAAGGCGACCGAAAUCAAAAACUACCUGUUUGCCCGCGCCCAUCCUGAGCUGGGUGGUUGGGGACUCCAUACUGAGGGUAUCAGCACUGUCUUCGGCACGUCCUUGAACUACACCACUUUGCGACUUCUCGGAGUUGACGCAGAUGAGCCUGUCAUGGUGAAGGCCAGGGCCAGGCUUCAUGAACUCGGCGGCGCAACCCAAGGUCCUCACUGGUCCAAGUGGUGGCUUGCUGUUCUUGGUGUCGUAGACUGGGAGAUUGUCAACCCAGUGCCGCCUGAGAUCUGGUUGUUGCCCAAUUGGGUGCCCAUUCACCCUCGUCGAUGGUGGGUUCAUAUCCGCCAAGUCUUCCUGCCCAUGUCCUACAUCUACUCAAGGCGGUGGUCAGUUGAAGAGACGGACGUGAUUCGCUCUUUGAAGAAGGAGCUGUUCGUUGAGCCCUGGGAAUCCAUCAACUGGAAGGUUCACCGAAACGACAUCCAUCCCGGGGACAACUACCACCCCAAGACGUGGCUUCUCAACACAGUAAACUGGUUGCUAGUAAACGUUUGGAACCCGUACCUGCGUACCAACUACAUCAAGGAGCGAGCUGAGGCCUGGGCCAGUGAGCUAGUUGACAUGGAGGACGCAAACACCGACUACCUCGGCCUGGCCCCUGUAAACGGUCCCAUGAACCACGUAGUGUGCUAUAUUCGGGAUGGUCCAGGUGCCUACACCGUCCGCCGACACACUGAGAGACUCGAGGACUCACUUUGGGUCAACGCCGAGGGUAUGCUGGGCAACGGAACCAACGGUGUGCAAUGUUGGGACACUGCCUUCAUGAUCCAGAGUGUAGUGGCCGCCGGUCUUGAGAAGGAGGCUAGAUGGCGCCCGAUGCUGGAGAAGGCUUUAGGUUUCCUUGACCGCCAACAGAUUCGCGACAACUGCAAGGACUCGGAUAAGUGCUACCGUCAGCAGCGCAAGGGCGGCUGGGCCUUUAGCAAUUGCGAACAGGGUUAUGCCGUGAGCGACUGUAUCUCGGAGGCGUUGAAAUCUGUCAUCAUGCUGCAAAAGACCGAGGGAUACCCUCAGCUCUUGGACGACCAGCGAAUCUUUGAUGCGGUCGACUGCAUUUUGGUGUACCAGAACGAAACCGGUGGCGUGGGUUCCUACGAAAAGCGUCGUGGUGGCGAGUAUAUGGAGAUGCUUAAUGCUGCAGAGGUGUUUGGUCGCAUUAUGAUUGAGUAUGACUAUCCCGAAUGCACAACCGCUUGUGUUACAGCCCUGUCGCUGUUCCGAAAGCAUUGGCCCGACUACCGCAAGGACGACAUCAGGGUUUUCAUCACCCGCGCCGUCAACUGGAUUCGCUCUCACCAGCACUAUGACGGUUCCUGGUAUGGCAGUUGGGGCAUCUGCUUUACAUACGCUGGCAUGUUCGCGCUCGAGAGUUUGGCCAGCAUGGGAGAUGUCUAUACGACCAGCAAGGUCUCCAAGAGAGGGUGCGAAUUCCUCAUUUCGAAGCAGAGAGAGGAUGGAGGUUGGUCAGAGAGCUACAAGGCGAGCGAGACGAUGGAGUACCACGAGCAUCCCAGUGGCUCCCUGGUCGUGCAGACUGCCUGGGCCCUGAUUGGUUUGAUGGAGGCAGAGUACCCCCAUAUCGAGCCUCUUCGCAAAGGCAUCCAGUUCCUCAUGGACCGCCAGCAGGCGAACGGCGAGUGGCUGCAAGAGGCCAUGGAGGGCGUCUUCAACAAGAGUUGCACCAUCAUCUACCCCAACUACAAGUUCAGCUUUACCAUCAAGGCACUUGGCAUGUUCGCACGCAAAUAUCCCGACGAAAAGAUCACGCCUGGCAUUAGCGGCAAGGCGGAAUAA
Messenger RNA from Colletotrichum truncatum, 1911 nucleotides. RefSeq names its product lanosterol synthase. The record is from RefSeq and is a predicted model, not a curated record. Gene Ontology annotation, molecular function: lanosterol synthase activity. Lineage: Eukaryota; Fungi; Ascomycota; Sordariomycetes; Glomerellales; Glomerellaceae. Gene Ontology annotation, cellular component: lipid droplet. Gene Ontology annotation, biological process: triterpenoid biosynthetic process; ergosterol biosynthetic process.